AUGCCUAUCCUCCGUGUGCUGACUCUCCACAUUCAGCACUCGCUCGUUGAGUCGAUCUUAUCGCAGCAAUCGGUGUUUUAGCAUAAACGUCCAGUUCAGUUCGGUUCCAUUCUUCGCGGCGGUGACAACUUCGGAAACAUAAACAAUGGCCAACCAUACAAUCAAACCAGACAUGGACAUCGUGUCCCGUGUGCCCUCGAAGGUCUGGGAGCAGAUCUUCGGGCACGUCAGCGUGCAUCAGCUGCUGGAAUUUCGUCUAAUUUGCCGCAGCUGGAGGUCGAUCGUGGACGGAUGUCCGGCGCUGAUGGAACGGAUUCUGCUCAAGUUUCCCGAGGGAUUCGUGCUGGACAGAGAGUACAAGCCGGAGUAUCUGGUGCCGGCGAGGAAUUUGUCGCUAGAGAAAGUUCGGAUUUCGACGGUUGAUUCUUGGUGGACAACGUUUGGGAAGGCAAUAGUGGAUCUGAAAAUAAUCGAUUGUGAAUUUUCCCUUUCAAAGCUGCUUGAACUGUUGAAACCUAUGGAGAGUCUGAAGAGCCUUCAAUUGACCAAUUUGAAUCAGUCAAAAAGUUCUAGACUAGUCAUCAACUUAGAUUUGAGCCAUGUGGAAAGCUUGAUGAUAUCUAAAAUAAGCGGAGAUGUGCUUAACUUUCUUGUACCGUCGUUUACACAGUUAAAGAGAAUCGAUUUGCCAGCUGGUUUAGAUGAAAAUAAGAUUAUUAAUUUAAUCCACUCCCUCAAAGAUUCUCUGGAAGGCCUCACCUUAGACUACGAACCAACCAUGUUGAAGGAGAUCAUCCAAUUGAAGCAGUUGACGCAUUUUACGGCACGAGAAGGAGACUUUUCCAAUAAGGAUCUGAUCGAAAUUGGCAAGGCGCUUCCAAAACUAAAAAGUAUCUCAUUCUGUUUGUCAAUGGAAACAACGUCGUUAGCAUGUUUAUCUACUAUGAAUGAAUUGGAGUGUCUAUCUUUAAAAGCCUCUACCUAUUAUUGUUAUAUACAAUCUAAAUUUUUUCCAUGCCAUAAAGUAGUACGUGACUUUACCGUGGCAAAAAACCUAAAAUUAAUUAAUUUCAAAUUGAGCGGUAUCAUUCCAACAAGCGAUAGUUUGUACAAAUAUUUCGAUAAUUCACCAAACAUUGUCGAUAUUGGCUUAUUCUAUUGUACAUUCAAUAGUUGGUUAGACAUUUUUGAAGCGCUUGAACUGUUUUGCGCCACGCUUCAACGAUUAGAAUUACAUUCAUUGCAUGUUGAAAACACACAUGAUCGACUUACGGAGUACUUUGAUAGCCUAAAAUGUUUGAAAAUUUAUGGUUGCGAUAUUCCUAAGAAGCUGUUGAUAAAAUUUAUCCGUCUUUGCCCGCAACUGGAAGAAAUUCAACUGUCAGCAAUGAUAACCCUGGAUGAUGAAGUAGUUCUGGUGCUAUGUCAGAAUUUGAAGCAACUGGAAAGAAUGUCACUAAAUGAUUGUUUUUUUCUCACUGAUCAAUCUGUUGAUUACAUCCUGGAGCAUUGUCACACCCUUAAGAAACUCACCGUUCAAAGCUGCCCCAAGUUGAGCGCUGAGGCUAAAAAUAAGCUGAAGAGUUUGAAAAAUGUUAGGUGCGUAGUUGAAUGAGCCCAUGGAUACAAUAAACUUCAAAAAAAAA
Culex quinquefasciatus (southern house mosquito) is the source of this 1646-nucleotide messenger RNA. RefSeq lists its product as uncharacterized. Gene Ontology annotation, molecular function: protein binding. The transcript has 2 exons. The coding region runs from base 146 to 1615 and encodes 489 amino acids. Lineage: Eukaryota; Metazoa; Arthropoda; Insecta; Diptera; Culicidae. The record is from RefSeq and is a predicted model, not a curated record.